CUGCACAUAGUACCUGCUAAAGAGCUCACUUCGGAUGAGAUCACCAAUGAAACAAUUGUUUCAACUGUAGAUAAUAUUCGACAGCUGUACUUCAUCAAGGGAGAAUGGCCAAAGAACAAUAUCACCUAUUAUGUGAUCGGUGGUGGUAUUAAGACUGCAAUUAUCCAAGAUAACGUCGCUGCCACGAACGGUAUCGUACACUAUAUCGAGCGAGUGCUAGGUGUACCCUAUCAAUCACUAUGGGAAAUUCUGAGAAAUGAGACGCGACUACAGAGAUCGUAUGAAAUGCUGAGAAAUCUGCAGCUACGAUAUGCGCUAGAUCCAUGGCAAGUGCUAACCCCCGAGCAAAACUUCACCUUUUUUGUACCCACCAACGAGGCGUGGGACACAAAGGUUGCUCCCUCAUUACGAGCUCGUAUGAAUGACGGAAAUCAUUGGUUAGCGUUACAAUACGUCUUCAAACGGCAUGUCAUACAAGGACAGGCUCUGAUGUAUACAGAUCUCCGUGAAAGAACCUAUGUAAUGAUGAAUGACGAAAAAGUAGUGAUCAGAAGGAGAGGACGAUGUGAGUUUCUCGUGAAGGAUUCAUAAUU
Cylicostephanus goldi is the source of this 593-nucleotide messenger RNA. The record is from the annotation of a GenBank genome assembly. Lineage: Eukaryota; Metazoa; Nematoda; Chromadorea; Rhabditida; Strongylidae.